Messenger RNA from Danio aesculapii, 2534 nucleotides. RefSeq lists its product as uncharacterized. Gene Ontology annotation, molecular function: DNA binding. The transcript is spliced from 6 exons. Lineage: Eukaryota; Metazoa; Chordata; Actinopteri; Cypriniformes; Danionidae. The record is from RefSeq and is a predicted model, not a curated record. Gene Ontology annotation, biological process: DNA recombination; DNA integration. The coding region runs from base 15 to 2069 and encodes 684 amino acids.
CUUACUGUUUUGGUAUGUUCCGAAAAAAGGAUCUUUGGAGACAUCAGUCAUCAUGCAAAACAAAAAAAUUGUGUGUAAAAGAUCAAGAUGACGAAGACAAAAAUAACAGACGAGGGAGAGUGCAGAGUCGUGCUGCUUGUCUCCUGCCAAUUGUAGCAUCCUCCGAUGGGUGUCAGAGCAUCAUAAACUCCAUGCACCAAGAUGAAGUGUCAUUUCAUGCUAGAAAUGAUGAUCUGAUCUGCAAGUAUGGGGAAUCUAUUUAUGCGAAACACGGUCGAGUGAAAUCAAGACACCAGUACAUUUCACAGAGAAUGAGGGAGCUUGGUCAUUUUAUGGUGGUCUCUAAAGAACUGGACAAGACUGUCAGUGGUCUUCAAGAUUUGUGUACACCAGCCAAAUUUAAAUUUGUUGUUAAUGUUGCCAAGCGAUUAACCCAGUUCAGUCCAGGAAAAAAUGAAUAUGGGAAACCUUCAACGGCAGUGAAAAUUGGAUUUUGUCUUAAAGGGGCUGUAGAGGUCCUGAUUGGGCAGGCGCUAAUGAAAGAGGAUGAUUUGUCAGAGAAAAAAGCAAAAAAAUUCUACGAACUCUUGGAAAAAAACUGGAGAAACAGUGUUUCCAUAAGCGCUCACCAAACUCUACAAGAAAAAAAAUGGAACAAAGCUGAUGGCAUCCCUCUCACUAAAAAUGUCAUUGCUCUUAGAGACCAUCUCAGGAUGGUAGAAGAUGAUGCGAGAACAAAACUGGCACAGGAAAUGAAUUUGUCUGCAUACAAGAAAUUAAAUGAGGCUGUUCUUGCCCAAGUUAUUAUCUUUAAUAAACGCCGCGAAGGAGAAGCUUCACGCUUAACUCUUGAUACCUACAAGACAGCAAGCUCAAAUGCCAUCAACGAGGACAUCUAUAGCACUUUGUCACCACUGGAGAAGGAGCUGAGCAAGAUGCUAACUCGCAUCGAAAUAAGGGGCAAAAGAGGAAGGAAAGUUCCAGUUUUCUUGACAGAUAGAAUGAUGGAAUCCAUCAAUUUGCUAGUUGAAAGGAGAGAAGAAGCUGGUGUGCCUGCAGAAAAUCCAUACCUCUUUGCAAGACCUGGUGUAUUCACCAACAUUCGUGGAUGUGACUGUCUUAGAAAAUAUGCAGAACAAAGCAAAAUAGAAAAUCCUGGACUCUUAAGAUCAACAAAGUUACGAAAACAAGUCGCCACACUGUGUCAGCUCUUAGAUCUUACGGAACAAGAACUAGAGCAAGUCGCAAAAUUUAUGGGUCAUGACAUUAGAGUCCACUGUGACUUUUACAGACAGACAGAUAAAACAUUUCAGAUAGCCAAAAUAAGCAAACUUUUGUUUGCCAUGGAAGAAGGGACUGAAACCUUGAGGGGGAAGAACCUUGACACACUUCAUCCUUCCAUAGGUGGUGAAAGUCCUCCAUCCACCUCGGUCUCACAGAGACAAAAAAAAGGAGGAAGACCAAAGAGAAAAGGAGAGUCAGAUGAAGAUCAAACUGAUGGAGUGAGUCCGCCCAAACAGCCCUCACCUCAGAUCAAGAGGAAGAGGAGAGCGGUGUAUGACUUCUCCCCUCAGAUAUCAUCAGACCACUGCAGUGACGACCAGGCUUCAGAGGUUGAAGAAAAAACUCACGAAGUGAGCUUGACCAAACCCUCACCUCAGAUCAAGAGGAAGAAGAAGAGAGCAGUUUAUGACUUCUCCCCUCAGAAAUCAUCAGACCACUGCAGUGAUGACCAGGCUUCAGAGGUUAAAGAUCAGACUGAUAGAGUGAGCUCUUCUGAGCAGCCCUCACCUCAGAUCAAGAAGAAGAGAGUGGCCAAGGGGAAAGCAAAUGUUGUGACCACCACGAUAACCAAACGCCCGUGGAGUGAUGAGGAGAGAAGGGCGGUCAGUAAGCAUCUGAGUAGCUACAUUGCGCAACGCAGAGUUUCAGGUAAAGCCGCUUGCAUGAACUGUCUUACUGAAGAAACCGCUCUCAGGGAGAGAACGUGGACGGACGUAAAAAACUGUGUGUACAACACCAUCGUUACCCUCAAGCGGAAAUCUGCGACCAGAAUGCUUCAGUUUUGAAAGGAUUCGUUUACUUCAUUAACAUUUUGUAUAGUGAAUGCACUCACCCUCCUGCCAUCUAAGAUGUUCAUGCCUUUCUUUCUUCAGUUUUAAAGACAUUGGUUUUUAAGAUAAACUGAGGAAAGAAAGACAUGCACUUCUUGGAUAACAAGAGGCGGAGCACAUCUGUCAACUUGUUCUGGAAGUAAACUAAUCCUUUCAAACCCUGUGCCUUUCUAUUCUCUCUCUUAUUCUGUUUGUUCCUUAAUUUCUGUUGUUUAUGUCAGUCAGGGACUGGUUUGGAUUAGUGAUGUUUAAGGAGGUUUAUGAGUAAGAAAAUGUUGUAAAGAAAUAUUUAAGUAGCCUGUUAUUGAACAUCAGUUGAAAGAUUAUAUUGCGGCCUGUUUUGGCAUUUCUCCAGCAGCUUCUUGGUGAUUUUAGCAGAAAAAUGCUUAGUGAUUCAAUAAAAUUGAAUGUGUUUGUAAA